GAGGCUUUUGGACAGCCAUUGACAGAAUCUUCCUUGCCACUUCCAAGAUUGCUCCGAUGGUACGAUAAAAAGAAGACACCCCCAGAUUAUAAAACAGUGUUAUUAACAAUGCAAAAUAAAGAGGUUGUGGUGCAUCCUACUUUGGUUCCUACUAAAGUUGAGUCAAAAAAAUCAUAUUUGAUCAAUUGGGAAGAUUUGAAAGAUGAGGUGGAUGAGAAUAUAGAUCGGUUGACAAAAGCAAUUAGCGGUGUGACACGAUUAGUUAACUCUCCUCUCGAAAGGCAUGAGAUUACGGUAGCUAUGGAUCAUGACGGACAUGAAAAUGAUAUUAGAAGACAACCAUCAGAGGGAGUUACUGAAAAUAUUAAUUUGAGUGAUUCACCAGACAAACUUUCUCAACUUAUUGAAUUAUGUGCAAAUAUGUUUGAUGAGAUGAAGGAUAUGAACAAGAAGUUGAAUGAAAGAAUUAUGUGCAAAUAUGUUUGAUGAGAUGAAGGAUGCAAACUUUAUCGACUUAUUCCUUAUUAGUUUUAUGAUGAUAUUUCGUAUUG
Lycium barbarum (goji berry) is the source of this 551-nucleotide messenger RNA. RefSeq lists its product as uncharacterized. Bases 109 to 486 code for a protein of 125 amino acids. NCBI's taxonomy places the organism in Eukaryota, Viridiplantae, Streptophyta, Magnoliopsida, Solanales, Solanaceae. The record is from RefSeq and is a predicted model, not a curated record. The transcript is spliced from 2 exons.